GGAGAAUGGUGACUGGCGUUGAAUAAAAGGAAUAUGAAACCUGACUAUCCUUUUUACGCACUGACAUUAACCACAGCAAUCAUCACUUAUGAAUAGGCUAUUUUGUUAAUGACAUAGUUUGAUUCUGCGAGAAGAAAUGCCAUUUUAUUUACAUGUUUAUUGAUGUUAUUUUUAGUGACGGCCGUGUGGGAUUACUGGUAGGUGUAUGUGUUAGGCACUGUUUGCAGAAUUUUCGGAACCCUUUGCAUACCAGUGAUGGUCGGUAAUAAUUCGCUGCUGGUAUAUUUAUCCUCACCAUGAAGUACGUCCGUGUUUAUUGAUGCUAAUUCUAGUUACGGUGACCGCAUAUGUCAGCAGUAGUCCCAACUUUUAGUUCAUGCCUUACAAGCGGUCUCUCCAGACGCCAGCGCUCGCCCUCUCUCGUACCGCUGCCUGAAUCGCUGUAAGCAACUGAUUCAGAUGUGGCUCCGGGACUGUGUGGAUUACUGGGUCAUCUUAUCUGCACACUUCCACUUAAUUAUUUAUUCCACAGUCCUAAAAUACUCCAUCGCCUCUCGACGGAUUUGAGCCCUGGCAACCCCAGAACAGAAUGAAAUGACAAAUGAGGAAGGAGACCGCUUGGAGCUUCGGCGUUUUACCCCGGGGGAGCCGGUUUCCUGGUGACUAACGGCCAAUGACAACUUUGCGUCUGCGAUUGACCCUCAGGGGACAAUUAUUUCCCGUCUCGUAGGUUUCCGCGAAACCGAGGGAGUUUGGGGCGGAUGAGGGGGACGUGAAACAGAGAGAGAAAAAACACACACAGCCCAGAAGCUGGACAGGCGGAGCCUGGAAGUGGUGGAGUCUGAAAGUAGCCGAGAGCGCCACAGAUUCUUGGCGAGCUGCAGAAGCGAGUGAGGAGCCCGGGGAAGCGGGAGCUGGCGUUUUGUUUCUCUCUCUCUCGUUCACCCGGAAUCAUCCCGCCCCGACUCUCCAAGUUGGAGAAGUGGAGCUCGGCAGGAGGCGGUGUGUGUGUGUGUGUGUGAGAGAGAUUCUUUUGGGGGAAGAUGAUGUAAGAGACGCUUUGCCAGCUGCUUUCACUCUCCCUCUCCCUCUCUCUCUCUGGGAGAUGUGACAAACCGGGAGCUGACAGCAGUCUAUCCGGAGCUGGGGACCAGGAGCAUCCCUAGGGCGGAGGCAGGGAGGGAGGGAGGGAGGUAAACGACCGGGGAGGGAGGGUGACUCCAUUCCACGGGCAGAGCCCCUCCCUCCUCUCUCGCCCUCCCCUCCUUACCCCCUCUGAGAGGGGGGGGGAGUGGUCGGCUUUUGCUCCAUUUACCCCCCCAUACCCCCCCCCCCCCCGUUACUGUGGAGGAGCUGGAGUGGGGGGUAAGCGGAGCUGCUGGCAGCCUGCCGGUGUCCCGGGCUGGCCAGGCUCGGGGAGGCUGCUCUCUGAGCGAGUGCCCUGCCCCUCCGCCCGGGGGAAGGGAGCAGACGGCCUCACCCUGCUGGCCCCAGCUUGGCUCGGGGCUCCGGGCCAUGGCUCUGAACGCGAACUGCAGGCCGCCUGUGCCGCUGGCGGCCCGGGAAAGCGGCGGCGGCAGCGGGGGGCCCCCUCUGCCCGAGGUGGUGGAGCUGAAUGUGGGCGGCCAGGUGUACUUCACCCGCCUGUCCACCCUGACCAGCCUCCCGAACUCGGUGCUCGGCAGGAUGUUCGGUCACAAGAGGAACUCGGCGGGCCCCGAGCUGGCCCGGGACAACCGCGGGCGCUUCUUCAUCGACCGGGACGGCUUCCUAUUCCGCUACAUCCUGGACUACCUGCGGGACAGGGCGGUGGUGCUGCCCGAGCUCUUCCCGGAGAAGAUGCGCCUCCGGCGGGAGGCGGAGUUCUUCCAGCUGCCCGAGCUGGUCCGCAUGCUGAGCCCGGAGGAAGGGCAGAGCCCCGGCCUUGAGGAGCCCUCACACAGCGACCUGGAUGAGCUGUCCCAGGGCAGUGACCUCCCCCGGGCCGGCAGCCAGGCGGCGGAGCGCCGCGCCGGCUUCAUCACGCUGGGUUACCGCGGCUCCUGUGUCCUGGGCCGGGACAGCCUGCAGGGGGAUGCCCGCCUCUUCCGCCGGGUCCCCCGCAUCCUCGCCUGCGGGCGCAUCGGCCUCCUCAAGGAAGUCUUCGGAGACAACGUGAACGAGAGCAGGGACCCGGACCGGACCCCGGACAGGUACACGUCCCGCUUCUACCUCCGCUACCGCCAACUGGAGAGAGCCUUCGACACCCUGGCCGAAGCUGGCUUCACUCUACUGGGCAGCAACUCGUCUCUGACAGGCUCAGUGUGCGGACAGGCGAUUGACGACAGGGCAUGGAGCAGCUACACCGAAUACCUCUUCUACCGUGGUUCUUCCCGAUGGCCCUCACCACAGUGUGAAUGUGGCUGCAGAAAUGAUAAAAGUGAAAAGGAUGGAGAAAGCAUUACAUCCUGCAAUGAACUAUCCACUUCAAGCUGUGAUAGCCAGUCUGAGGCCAGCUCUCCACAGGAGACAGUGAUCUGUGGUCCAGUAACCCGGCAAUCCAAUAUCCAGACCCUGGACCGACCAGCCAAAAAAGGGCCAGUGCAACAAGUGCAGCAAAGUGAAUUCCGAAGGAAAAGCGAUCUGUUAAGGACACUCACCAGUGGAUCCCGUGAAUCCAACGCAUGCAAAAAGAAAAUCAAAGAGAAACUGACAAUUGAGGAAGAGUUAGAGAAAUGCAUUCAAGAUUUUCUAAAAAUUAAGAUACCUGACAGGUUCCCAGAGCAAAAAUACCCAUGGCAAUUAGAACUGUUGCGGAAGUACCAUCUAUAGAAUAAGUUAGGUCCUUGCAAGGACUCUUCCCUAGCUCAGGCUACCCUCGCGUCUAUGCUUCUGGACUGUCCUGACUUCAGACUCUUACCUGUUCCCAGGUUACGACUAUUCCCUGCUCUGCAGUGCUCCUGAGCUCUCACUGCUCUCUGUUCCUGCUUUGGGCUCUGGCAGUUCUUGAAUACAGUUCCCGGAUACGUUUGAAAUUUGACUGCUUCAUCUUCAAUUGUUUCUGAAUGGUCUUUAUCCCAUUUACUAAGACUUGAACCAAACAAGGGCAAACAGUGGAUGGGAAAAUGGCUUGAGCUCUAAUCAGUUAUUUGCUGCUGAUAAAAAAUAGAUGGGAACUGUUAAUGUCUCCAGAUCAACGACAUACCGAGAAAGUGAGAAAAUAGGACUUGGGGUGUCAGCGCCACGUUUUACAAACUUUCAGACACCCUUCUCAGAGGAAAAGCAGAUUGUCUGGCCAAUAAAAUGGUCAGACAUGUAGCACUGCUGCUUCUGGUCACAAUGAUCUGAUAACCUAUUACUCCCUUCUCUGGUUCCUGCAUGUAUUACGUGUGCAGAUUGUCAAUCAGACUUCAGUUUCUGUACUGUUGAGUGUAAAGACUUUGGUGUUUGUGAUGAAAAGACAUCUAUCUUCUCACAUAUGGAAGUUCUCUCAAAAAUCUUCCAUUUACUACACAUUUCCUGACUGAAAUAUCUUGAAGCUGCACCACAAUCAGACACCUUUAGCUUGCUUGGUUUAACAAAAAGUAUAGGCACUUACUGUUUUUUCCCAUUUUAAAAGAAAAAGCACAUUGAAGUUUGCUUAUGUUGUGAGGUCAGUAAUGCGGGUUGAAGCAGAGAUUUCUUGCACUGACUGUAAAGUGAUGGAUACAAUAUUCUUGAAUCUAGUUGAAGUUGACAAUGACCUUGUCUUUUCAAAUUAUACAGGAUAGGUUUGAUGUAAAGUGGACUUGCACUGAUUUAACUAACAAAGUGUGACUCUGAAAUUCAGUAUUCACUGUGUGAUGUUUUAAUUGGAUCAUUAUUAACGGUCUAUUGAUGACUUGUGUUCUUUCCUUGGAGAUUUGUGUAACUCUCUUGCAGUGUGUGACUUUUUUCCCAGUAAGUUUGUGGUACAUGUUUCCCUCUUGGGAUGUUGAAGCACAAGUUUGUCUCUUCCUUGAAAUAAUGCCACAAUGGUGGUCUGUACUUUGAUGAUUGGUUGUUAGUUUCAAGUUAAGUUAAUCAAUUAAACCCUUUGAGGGCUGCAGUAGUAUCCCUACACUGUGCCUGAACUUGAUAGGAUGUUUAUAUUUUGACUGACUGAUACAGAAAGCUGUUUUUGUGUGUUUUACAUGGUCUCUUUGUGGUCUGUGCCCCUUGCUAUUAUGUUAGUGCAAAAUUUAGAAAUUAAUUUAUCAGUCCUCAGAGGGUUAAUUCACUAAGAAGUGGAGUACCUUCCUUUUUCCAUAUGUUUAGUUGGUUAUUUAAAAAAAAGGAACCUUAUAUCUUACAAAUUUCUCUACAAAGUGAACAAGUCCAAUGACCAGCUGAACAAUGACACCUUCACUGAGCUGAGUAGUUCUAUGGUCACUUUUUGCUGACUGCCUUUUAAAUGUGCAAUAAGAUGUUGUAAUUUUGUGUUGUUUGAAAAUAUCAAUUUUCUCGUGAUGUCAUUGUGACAAAUUUGAGUUGAGUUUUCUGGAUUCUUGCCUCUCAGCCCUUCCAUCCCCAAACAAUGAGAAUCCUUUUUGAUGACGAUGUCUCACAAUCUUUUUUUUUUGUUUUCCUUAAUAGCCAGAAGAGCAAUUGUUCCUCACUUUGGUAUAAUUUUGCUGAGGAUUGACAUCCAAAAUAUCAACUUUCAGCAAGCAAGCCCAGCCUGGAUUGAACCACUGUCUUUGCAUUUGACUUGUCAGUGCCAAGCUAAUGACAGAAAGAUAUUGCUAACUAGGCUAUUUUGGCUCUUUUCACUGUGGAAUAUGUAUGUCCUUUAAAAUAACUUUAAGUGAUAAAGAUAAUGCUCACAUCAGAAUUAUAUCAGACUGUUAGCUAAAUGCAAAGGCUGCCAGGACACUAUCUUUGGCUACUGGGCUUAAUUUGAUUCAGUAGUAAGUUGUUUUUUUUGUGAAUUAAGGUGAUAUACUGCACCGUGUUCUUGCAUAUCUCCAUAUAACUGGUUGAUACUUCUGUGGUACUGCACUGUUUUGUUUAAUAAAUUACAGACACAAAAGAAACAUGUGACUGACAGCUUGUAAUGGUUGAAAAUGUAAACAGUUUAAAUAUACAGUAUAAGGAAAUGCACAAUAUUUAUAAAUAAAAAUAUACACAAACCAUUCAGAUUGCUGAUGUACUACAAUAUGAAGCAAAACAUUAGUCAAAUGUUAUUAAUAAAUCUGAUGACAUUAUCUUGUUGGCUAAGAUCAAGUCAUUUAGCACGGACUGAGCGUUAACCCUGUGACUUCUUAUUAACAAAAUAAAUAUAAUUUAACACAAUAUUUGUACGAGUUGAAUGAUGAGAGAUGCUUGUAGCAGAAAUGCUUUUGAUCAGUUUUACAA
Chiloscyllium plagiosum (whitespotted bambooshark) is the source of this 5355-nucleotide messenger RNA. RefSeq names its product potassium channel tetramerization domain containing 16b (gene kctd16b). Gene Ontology annotation, biological process: protein homooligomerization; regulation of G protein-coupled receptor signaling pathway. Gene Ontology annotation, cellular component: postsynaptic membrane; presynaptic membrane; signaling receptor complex. Gene Ontology annotation, molecular function: protein binding. The record is from RefSeq and is a predicted model, not a curated record. NCBI's taxonomy places the organism in Eukaryota, Metazoa, Chordata, Chondrichthyes, Orectolobiformes, Hemiscylliidae.